Gavia stellata (red-throated loon) is the source of this 1348-nucleotide messenger RNA. It is a transcript of the gene TXNDC12, whose product is annotated as thioredoxin domain containing 12. The transcript has 7 exons. NCBI's taxonomy places the organism in Eukaryota, Metazoa, Chordata, Aves, Gaviiformes, Gaviidae. The coding region runs from base 68 to 580 and encodes 170 amino acids. Gene Ontology annotation, cellular component: endoplasmic reticulum. The record is from RefSeq and is a predicted model, not a curated record.
UGGUCUGGUCCCGUCUCGGAGCUUUAGGGGCUGCACCCGGGGUGCCGCUGCUGACCGCGCCGACACCAUGAAGGCUCAGCCCGCGGCAGCCUCCAUCUUCUGCCUGUGCCUGGUGCUGGCGGCCUCCGCAGCCUCCGCCGCGGAAGGGCUCGGAAAGGGUUUUGGAGACCAUAUUCAUUGGAGAACACUAGAAGACGGGAAGAAAGAGGCAGCAGCCAGUGGUUUGCCUCUUAUGGUUAUCAUCCACAAGUCUUGGUGUGGAGCUUGCAAAGCUUUAAAGCCAAAGUUUGCUGAAUCCAAGGAGAUCUCUGAACUUGCUCAUAAUUUUGUUAUGGUCAACCUUGAGGAUGAUGAAGAGCCAAAGGAUGAAGCCUUUAGUCCUGAUGGAGGUUAUAUUCCCAGAAUCCUUUUCAUGGACCCCAGUGGAAAAGUCCACCCAGAAAUCAUAAAUGGGAAAGGAAACCCCAGCUACAAGUAUUUCUAUACUAAUGCUGAUCAAGUUGUCCAAGGGAUGAAGGAGGCCCAGGAGAAGCUAACAGGUGAUGCUUUCAAACAAAAACACCUGGGAGAUGAACUAUAAUGAAUACACUGAAUGAUGCUUUCCCAUCACUUCAAAACUCUAAAAGGAAAUGAUUAAACAGACCAAGAAUGUAGAUGCACUGGAGGGACAUAAUUCUCCUGUCAACAAUGUUAGGUUAAAUCCUGUUUGGAGUUCACACACAUGCAUCAAUUACAGUGUUACCUCCUCCUUUGCCUGGCAGUUUGUACUGUAAUGGUUAUUUGCAACUAGGUAAUGUGCAAACACACCAUUUUUUGUGUUUGAGCAACAACUAAUGUUUGGUGUUAAAAGGGAGGUGCGUAGGGCAAAACAUUCAUUUGAGGACAAACAGUGUGAUUGGAGUAACUAGAAGUAGCCAACAUUUUGACGCUGAAUCAGGGUUGGAUCCCUCUUUUCUCACUGGUAUUAUGUGAUCCCAUUGUUUUUACUGGGGAUUCCUAUGAAUGGGGCAUGUUCCUGGGCCAGGUGUUUUCUAGACAUCCCAAACCAUGAAUUCUGCCACUAAGCCAAGUAGAAUAAAUUUCGUAGAUGUCCAAGUAGCAUGUGAAAUUAUUAGCUCUGCAAACACAUUUUUGUGAAAACUGUGUAUGAUUCAUCUUUAUUUGCCUUUGGGCAGAAAUUUAACUUUUUCCUUGUGCACUCACCUUUUGAUUGUUUUAUCAAGUGAGGGUGGGUUAUGUUCAAGCUUUACGGGAAUCCCCCUGUUAUUCUUUGAAUGUUUUUUGGCGAAUGCUUUGCCAUCACAUUGUACUGUAUUUUUGUACCGGGAUGAAAAUUAAAUCUUUUUAA